Molecule: messenger RNA, 1876 nt
Organism: Thamnophis elegans (Western terrestrial garter snake)
Lineage: Eukaryota; Metazoa; Chordata; Lepidosauria; Squamata; Natricidae
Product: V-type proton ATPase catalytic subunit A-like
Exons: 14
Coding region: 1-1854 (617 amino acids)
Biological process (GO): proton transmembrane transport; ATP metabolic process
Cellular component (GO): proton-transporting V-type ATPase, V1 domain; lysosomal membrane
Molecular function (GO): ATP binding; proton-transporting ATPase activity, rotational mechanism; ATP hydrolysis activity
Source: RefSeq, a predicted model, not a curated record
AUGGAUUUCUCUGAGCUGCCCAAGAUCGGGGAUGCGGAAAAGGAGAGCGAAUUGGGGUUUGUCCAUGGCGUCUCGGGGCCUGUGGUGAUUGCCUGCAAGAUGGCCGGCGCAGCGAUGUACGAGUUGGUCCGUGUUGGCCACUUUGAAUUGGUGGGUGAGAUAAUCCGGCUGGAUGGAGAUCUGGCCACCAUCCAAGUGUACGAGGAGACCUCGGGGGUCUGCGUAGGGGACCCCGUGCUGCGAACGGGGAAGCCGCUCUCCGUGGUCCUUGGGCCUGGGAUCAUGGGCUCCAUCUUUGACGGGAUCCAGCGUCCGCUGAAGGACAUCACCGAGCUUACCAAAAGCAUCUACAUUCCCCGGGGGAUCAACAUUUCCGCUUUAUCCAAGGACCUGAAGUGGGAUUUUAAGCCGAGUUCCAACAUCCGGGUUGGGAGCCAUUUAACCGGUGGGGACAUUUAUGGCGCGGUGCAUGAGAAUUCCCUCAUCAAACAUCUGAUCAUGGUGCCGCCUCGGAGUCGUGGCACCGUCACCCACGUUGCCCCAGCUGGGAACUACAACAUUUCGGAUGUGGUGUUGGAGCUCGACUUCGAGGGUGUCAAAGAGAAACUGACCAUGAUGCAAGUCUGGCCCGUCCGGCAGAUCCGUCCGGUGUCCGAGAAGCUCCCGGCCAAUCACCCACUGCUUACUGGCCAGAGAGUUCUGGAUGCGCUCUUUCCGUGCGUCCAAGGUGGCACCACGGCCAUCCCAGGUGCCUUCGGGUGCGGGAAGACGGUCAUUUCCCAGUCUCUGUCAAAGUACUCCAACAGUGAUGUCAUCAUCUACGUGGGCUGCGGAGAGCGUGGGAACGAGAUGUCGGAGGUGCUCAGGGACUUUCCCGAGCUCACCAUGGAAGUAGACGGGAAGACGGAGACCAUCAUGAAGAGGACCUCGCUGGUGGCCAAUACCUCCAACAUGCCUGUGGCUGCUCGGGAAGCCUCAAUUUACACGGGAAUCACCCUUUCGGAAUAUUUCCGAGACAUGGGAUACCAUGUUAGCAUGAUGGCUGAUUCCACCUCCCGCUGGGCGGAAGCCCUUCGCGAGAUCUCUGGACGUUUGGCUGAAAUGCCUGCAGACAGUGGGUACCCGGCCUAUCUGGGUGCCCGCUUGGCAUCCUUCUACGAACGGGCCGGCCGUGUCAAGUGCCUGGGCAGUCCGGAGCGAGAGGGGAGCGUCAGCAUCGUUGGAGCGGUGUCCCCUCCUGGUGGGGAUUUCUCAGAUCCGGUCACCUCCGCGACCCUGGGGAUUGUCCAGGUCUUCUGGGGCCUGGACAAGAAGCUGGCGCAGCGGAAGCACUUCCCCUCCGUCAACUGGCUGAUCAGCUACAGCAAGUACACCCGGGCGCUGGACGAGCACUACGAGAGGCUCUACCCGGAGUUCAUCUCCCUGAGGACCAAGGCCAAGGAGAUCCUGCAGGAGGAGGAGGACCUGGCCGAGAUCGUCCAGCUGGUGGGGAAGGCAUCUCUUGCUGAAAGCGACAAGAUCACCCUGGAGGUAGCCAAGCUGAUCAAAGAUGACUUUUUGCAGCAGAACGGCUACUCCUCCUACGACAGGUUCUGCCCUUUCUACAAGACGGUGGGCAUGCUGCAGAACAUGAUCACUUUUUAUGAGCUGGCCCGCCACGCUGUGGAGUCGACCGCCCAGUCUGACCACAAGAUCACCUGGGCCAUCAUCCGGGAGAACCUGGGCGACAUCAUGUACAAGCUCAGCUCCAUGAAGUUCCAGGAUCCAGGAAAGGAUGGUGAGGCCAAGAUCAAGGCCAGCUACGCUCAGCUGAACGAGGAGAUGCAGAACGCCUUCCGCAACUUGGAGGACUGAACCUGGAGGCUGGGAAGGGGCU